AUUAUAUAAAAUUUAUAAUGGGAAUCUGAUGGUACAACUUUGGCAUGGGAUUGGAUUCAUUGGAUAGACAAAAAUUCUACCUGAAAAAUCAGCUUGAUUUCGACGCACGCAAUUAUCAUAAGUAGCGUUGUCGAUGAGGUUAGGGUUAGGGUUGGUGCUAAAUCCGAAGUUUUCUCUUCACUCUCUUCCUCUGAUUCCCACACUCAUCCCUUCUCUCCUCUCUCACUCCCCAAUUCUUCCACACAGGAAUUUACUGGUUUCAGGAAGGAAGAAUUUAGUAAUACGUGCUCAAAGUGUUGACUGUAAGAGUGAGCACCAACUAAGUGACUCGAUGGAUCUGAGGAAAGAAUUUCCGGAGUUAAAUAGGAACCUUUAUCCAGAUAUAGAGCCGUAUAGUACGGGCUUCUUGAAGGUUUCGGAUCUUCACACAAUCUACUGGGAGCAAUCAGGAAAUCCGAAUGGGCAUCCAGUUGUUUUUGUCCAUGGAGGCCCAGGAGGUGGAACAUCACCAAGUAACCGGAGAUUCUUUGAUCCUGAUUUUUACAGGAUCGUUCUAUUUGAUCAGAGAGGUGCAGGUAAGAGUACGCCCCAUGCUUGCUUAGUGGAGAACACCACAUGGGAUCUAAUUGGAGACAUUGAAAAGCUAAGAGAACAUCUGGAAAUUCCAGAAUGGCAGGUGUUUGGUGGGUCAUGGGGAAGCACACUUGCUCUUGCAUACAGCCAAGCACAUCCUGAUAAGGUUACUGGCAUUGUCCUUAGAGGGAUCUUUCUGUUGCGGAAAAAAGAGAUUGAUUGGUUUUAUGAGGGUGGUGCUGCUGCUGUUUACCCUGAUGCUUGGGAGCCAUUUAGAGAUCUUAUUCCAGAAAAUGAAAGGGGAUGUUUUGUUAGUGCGUACAGCAAGAGAUUAAACUCUGAUGACAUUGAUACACAAUAUGCAGCUGCUAGAGCAUGGACCAAAUGGGAAAUGAUGACUGCUCAUCUUCUUCCAAAUGAAGAGAAUAUCAAGAAAGGGGAUGAUGAUAAGUUUUCAUUGGCAUUCGCAAGAAUUGAGAACCAUUACUUUGUGAACAGAGGGUUCUUUCCUUCAGAGUCAUUCCUGUUAGAUAAUGUUGAGAAGAUAAGGCAUAUUGAUACUGUAAUUGUACAGGGAAGAUAUGACAUGUGCUGCCCCAUGAUGUCGGCGUGGGAUCUUCAUAAAGCUUGGCCAGAGGCAGAUCUUAAGAUUGUUCCAGAAGCAGGACACUCUGCUAAUGAACCAGGAAUAGCAGCAGAACUAGUUGCUGCAAAUGAGAAGCUGAAAAACAUAAUCAAGAAAAACGGGUCCUAGAAUGGCUAGGUGCAGCACACAUCACAGCAAAUUUGCAGCAAUCUGGCUUAAUCAUAGUCCCCGAUUAUAACCCAUAAAAUGUGGGGAUACUCUCCAAUGAUGUGUUUGAUAUCUACAAGAGAACUCGCUAUGAAUAAUCUGUUUUUUUUUUUUUUUUUGCCUUUGAGAAUAUGACCUACGUGGUCAACUUUGCCCAUUUGAAAAGAUGAAUGAUAAGGAGCCUUUGAUGAUAUCAUAAAUGCACAGAAAUAAAUUGGUUCCCUUUCUACUUGGCA
This is a messenger RNA of Cornus florida, 1602 nucleotides long. RefSeq names its product proline iminopeptidase. Gene Ontology annotation, molecular function: aminopeptidase activity. Gene Ontology annotation, biological process: proteolysis. Gene Ontology annotation, cellular component: cytoplasm. The transcript has 11 exons. The record is from RefSeq and is a predicted model, not a curated record. NCBI's taxonomy places the organism in Eukaryota, Viridiplantae, Streptophyta, Magnoliopsida, Cornales, Cornaceae. The coding region runs from base 134 to 1327 and encodes 397 amino acids.